AUGGAAGAAGAGAACAAGCUUGAGUAUGACAAGGAGAUACAAAGCAGUAAGGCCUCCGCUCAUAAGUGAGACUUUCACUCAGUCCUUCUCUAUACUGGAAGUGGUGAGAGCUCCAGAUCUCUCGAUGUAGGCCCAAAAUUAAAGAAAUUAGGUCUUAAAGAGAAGCCUCUGUUAGAUUAUCAUAUUGAAAUGCUUGUGAAGAGCAAGAUGUAUGACAUUGCUAUCGUAACUGUAAAAGAUGAUCCUAUUGAGAAGGAACUCCAAAACAUUAAUUUCUCUAAAUAUCUUGCCAAAAUGGGAAUAGCAAGAGAAAUUAUUCCAAAAUUAAAUGUGAGAGUGUUUGCUUUAAAGUAUACAGAAGACAGUACCAUAAAGGCAAUGCAGCUUAUUUCAAGUCAUCUAAAGAAAGAUUUAAUUAUUGUACAUGGUCAGUACUUGCUUGAGAUGAACCUUAUGGAUGCUCUUGCAAUCCACAAGAUCAACUCAGCAGAAAUAACUAUGAUCCUCAAGAAGCAAAGCGAUCUAGACCAGCAAGCUAAAAAGAAGGCUUUUGCUGAUAACUUCAAUAUCUAUGGCAUCAACAAAGAAAACAAUGAAGUGUAUUGAAUGUUUAACAAUUUUGAGGCUGAGGAUUCUAGUGGCUUAUCUAUCCACACAUCAAUCCUAAAGAAGUGCCCAUCAGCCAGAAUGACACUAAGGUCUGACAUCUGUGACACAGGUGUCUACAUAAUGAGGAACAUGUUCACAAAGAAACUUGAAAAACUUGACAGCAUUGAUUUCGAUCUUGUCAGGUUCAUGGUCAGGAACCAAUUCAAGAAAAAAUUGAGAGAUGUCAUUGGUAGAAACCAGCCAGACGAAGACACUGCUGAGAUCGAUGACCUCCUUGACGUUGAACUCAAGCUGAAAGACAAGAUAACUAUUAUAGCCUGAAUUAAGGAAGAAGAAGAGGUUGCUCUUGAGAUGAACAUCGUGAACCAACAACCUGAUAGUGAUGAAGAGGCUGAAGAAGAAGAUAGCAACCAACAAAUGUUCAUGUCUGACUCUGAUUAAGUUAUUUCAAUGAUAAAACAA
Moneuplotes crassus is the source of this 1071-nucleotide messenger RNA. Lineage: Eukaryota; Ciliophora; Spirotrichea; Euplotida; Euplotidae. The record is from the annotation of a GenBank genome assembly.